AUGACGGGCUCCUGGGAUAAGACUUGCGUGGUGUUUUCGAUCAAAGAAAUGGAUAACGAGAGUCCACAAAUUCUACGUCUAGUUGGACAGGCACAAAUACUCGCGGUUCAUUCACUUCCCGAGAAGGACUUGUACUUAACAGCGGGAUCCGAUAGAGUCAUUCGUUUUUGGAAGAAAGAUACUGAAAUUCGGCAAUUUACAGGCCACAAGGAUGUUGUGAGGGCUUUAUCGGUUCGCUCGAACGAACAGUUUAUAUCUGCAUCAAAUGAUUCUACGAUUCGAAUUUGGGAUAUAGAAAGCGGUGCAUGUAUAGGAAAGAUUUCUUCAAACUUUGACUCUUACAUCUACAGUCUCACUUCUCUCGGCGACAAAUUAGUCACAACCAGUGAAGGCGGUUACAUUGAGAUUUGGGAGCCUCAAGCGGAAAAUAAAUUACUCUUUCAAAAUCAACAAAUCAUCAAGACGCCGGCUCAGUCAAUUUGGGAUGCAUGUUUUAUGUUGAAUGGCGAUCUUGUUACCGCUGGAAGUGAUGGACGUAUUUAUGUUUGGACAACGAAUGAAAAACGAAAGGCUCCACAAGCGAUUAUCGAAGCUCUGGAUGCUGCGUUAGCUGCUCAAACAGCUAAAGAAGCUGAAAUUGCAGAAAAACAAGCUGGCGGAAAAGUGGUCAUCAAAGUAGCACUAGAUGAUGGAGCACCAUCAUUGGAGUUGAUCUAUGAGAAGGGUACCGAUCCAUCAAUUGCCGCCGAGAAGUUUAUCAGAGAUAACGAUCUCCCCAUCUCCUAUCUUUCCGAAAUCACCGAAUACAUCAAAGCAAACAUUCCUGAAGCAAGAGCGGCGGUGGCAGCAAAGAUGAAGCCACAGGAAACUCAGCGAGUUGAAGUCGAUGGAGAGAAAUGGGACUACGCUUUUGAUAUAUCGGUUGACGAUGGAAGAAAAUUGCGUCUUUGUUAUAACACUGGUGAAGACGUCGAUUAUGCAGCACAGCGAUUUGUGGAAAAAUACAACUUGCCAAUGAAGUUUUUGGCGCAGAUCUCAACUUUUCUUCGACAACAAAUGACUGAAGCUGGAGCAACAAAAGGAUAUACAGAUCCAUACACCGGCGGAUCAAGUUAUGUGCCGGAAAGUCAAACAAACAUUGGUGGAAGUGUUGCUGAUCCUUUCACUGGCGAAGGGAGAUAUAUUCCUUCAUCUUUUGAGCCUACACCUAUGGAUAUAUCAUCCGGCGAUCCUUUGACAAGUGGUGGAAGGGCUAAAAAUUUAAGAUCACAAACU
This is a messenger RNA of Mesorhabditis belari, 1275 nucleotides long. The record is from the annotation of a GenBank genome assembly. Lineage: Eukaryota; Metazoa; Nematoda; Chromadorea; Rhabditida; Rhabditidae.